This is a messenger RNA of Lodderomyces orthopsilosis Co 90-125, 1671 nucleotides long. RefSeq lists its product as uncharacterized. Gene Ontology annotation, biological process: L-tyrosine catabolic process. Gene Ontology annotation, molecular function: 4-hydroxyphenylpyruvate dioxygenase activity. The transcript has a single exon. NCBI's taxonomy places the organism in Eukaryota, Fungi, Ascomycota, Pichiomycetes, Serinales, Debaryomycetaceae. Bases 1 to 1671 code for a protein of 556 amino acids. The record is from RefSeq and is a predicted model, not a curated record.
AUGAAUGGAUCUGCUAACUCAUUUUUUUCAAAUCCAAAUGGGGCACCUGAGCGUAAUUUUAUACCAUCUCCGGAUGCUGAGUUUAAACUGUGUUUGUUGUCUGAACUACCAUAUUACCCCACCUGCGACACUGACCCUAUAUUUCAAUUCACCUGCGAUGAGUUGAUUGGUGAUAGGUUUCCCAUAACAAAAUAUCCCUUCGAUGGAUUCAUCAAUUUCCACUCCUUAAAAAUCUGCAGCUCGAAUGCAAAACAAAUGUCAAAAUACUUGCAGUUAGCUAUGGGGUUUAGAGAAGUGGCUUACAGGGGUCUAGAAAAUGAUUCAAGGUUAGUUGCAUCCCAUGUUGUUCAAAAUGGCUCUAUAUUCUUGGAGAUUGUCAACACUUUAGAAACUAUUAAGGACGAUAAUGUAUUACGAUUUCCCUACUUCAAACAGGAUUUAUCCCUAUUUGAAAAGUUUGAUCACGACUUGAGUACAUAUUUGAAAGAGUUCAAGAUCACUACAGAGGAUUUGGUUUUUGAUUAUGUGAAUAAUAGGAUAGAGAGUCUAAGUACAAACCCAUUGAAAUCAUUAAAAUUUGGUCGUCACAUGUACAACACUAUUAUAAAAGGUGGGAAAUACAAGGCAAUAUCUCAAGAGAUUAAAAAAAUCAUUGUUGAUGUCAUAAAUGAUUCUGAAUUGAUAUACAAUGAUAUCAUGGAAUGCGCAUUAAUACAGAAGUUUUUGAAAAAUCAUGCUGAGGGAGUUAUGGAUAUAGCAUUCAAUGUAAAGAGUAUUGAUGUUAUUUUUCAAAAAGCAAUACAAUCAGGUGCUGGAAUUAUUAGAUUGCCCCGUAUACUUUCUGACGAAAACGGUUCUGUCAAGUUGGCAAUCAUCACAGUUCCUAAUACAGACAUACAACACACUUUGAUUGAAAAUUUGGACUACACGGGAACUUUUCUACCAGGGUAUUCCGAAUCCAUCAUGGGACUAGCCCAAGGAUACCAAGAACAGUUGGAAUCUUUGCCUCCAGUUCACUUUACUUCUAUUGAUCACUGUGUUGAGAACUAUUCCUGGAACCAAAUGAUUUCACAAGCUAAGAUUUAUGCUGAAAUGUUUGGAUUUCACAAAUAUUGGUCGGUUGACGAAAUGGAUGUUUCAACUGGCUUCACUGCCUUACGGUCCAUUGUAAUGAGUUCAAGUAAUGGACAAAUAAAGAUGCCCUUUAAUGAACCAGUAAAGUCAAAAUUCAAAGGGCAGAUUGAAGAGUUUAAUGAUUUUUAUGGUGGACCUGGAAUUCAACAUAUUGCUUUACGUACAAAUGAUAUCGUUCAAACUGUGAAAGCAAUGAUUCAGCGUGGUAUUGAAUUCAAUCAAGCCAGUGAAAGCUAUUACAAGAAUUUACAACAACGGUUGGCAAAUGACGAUAUUGAAUUAUACGAGGAUAUAAAUGAAAUCAAAGCACUUAACAUACUAAUUGAUUACGAUCCAACAACAAGAAACAAACGCACGAAGAGAUGUCAUUAUAUCUUGCAGGUAUUUUCUCAGCCCUUACAUGAUCGACCAACCUUGUUUAUUGAAGUUAUUCAGCGUCAUCAUCACAACGGAUUCGGAAAAGGUACAUUCAAGGGAUUAUUUGAAACAAUUGAGCUGCAACAAAAACUUCGUGGCACCUUUGUUGAAGUUGAGUGA